AUCGCGGCUUUUAGCGUCUGGCGCUGGUAACGUUCAUUGGAUGAGAGUUGGCAUCGGAGAAAACACCCCGAUAACGGGCAGACAGGCAUCAACGCUUUGUCGCCGAAUAACCAUCGAAGCAGACACACAUAAAGCGCCAUUUCACGGGCCAUGAUGGGGAGGUUGAGUGAGGUGGCUCUUGCCUCCUUCCUCAUUCUGUUUCUUCUGAACACUGAGUCCACAUGGGCUAAAAAAAGUGGUAGCUUUGGUAGCUCAAAGAAAACAUCAUCAUCUUCCAGUAACAAGGGCGGGACGCAGUCAAAGCCCAGCUCUGGCUCCAGAAACACCAAUCCAUAUCCUUCUGGUGGAACUUAUCCUCAUCCAGGAGGAGGUAACUCUAACCCAGGUGGAUACCCCAGACAAAACCCAGCAAGUUACCCAGGAGCUGGUAGUAACCCUAACCAGUACCCUGGUAGAGCCAAUCCUGGAGGUUAUCCCAACCAGAACCCGGCCGGUGGUUAUCCAGCUGGCGGUGGCUACCCCAACCAGAACCCAGCUGGUGGCUAUCCAGCUGGUGGUGGCUAUCCCAACCAGCGCCCUGGUGCUGGCGGCUAUCCAGCUGGAGGAGGUUAUCCCAACCAAUACCCUGCUGCAGGAGGUUAUCCCAACCAACGCCCUGGUGCCGGAGGCUAUCCAGCUGGAGGAGGUUAUCCUAACCAGUACCCUGCUGCAGGAGGCUACCCUGCAGGAGGAGGUUAUCCUAACCAGCGCCCAGGUGCCGGAGGCUACCCAAUGGGAGGAGGUUAUCCUAACCAGUACCCAGCAGCAGGUGGUUAUCCAGUCAGAGGGGGGAAUACAGGACAGGGUUUUGGUAUGCAGCCUGGUAUGAAUCCAGGAGGUUACCCUGGUGGAGGGUAUGGUUACCCCAACUGGAACCCAAAUAAUAAGAUCCUCAGUCCUGGCUAUGGCGGAGGAGGCUAUGGUGGUCAUGGGAUGGGAGGGUCUCCUUUCUCUCGUUCUGUGCAGAAUAUGGGUUACCAGCCCAAGUCGUCAGGUUUUGCCAAAAAAGCUAUGGUGGCAGCGGGCGUUGGCGCUGUGGCUGGGAUGGCCCUCGGAUACGGACUUGGGCGCUUCCCUCGACCACAUUUCAACUUUCGCAGCCCUCAAGAAGAGCAGAACUACAACAACUACAUGUACCGCCGCUAUGGCACCCAGUCCACUGAUGAAAAAGAUUAUGGCCGUGAUUACGUCUACAAGCCUCCGCCCCGGGCAGAGACUUACGAGAACUUCAUGGGUCGCUGUAUGAAUAGGACCGACCUUCUCAAAAGUGAUGGCAGCAGCUCUACCACUACCACUAAAAGUCAAGGUGGAGGCGAUGAGGAUGAUGACACCGUCAGCAUAGAGGAGAUCGGAUACCCAGCCCUAAUUGAGCAAAUGAAGUCCCGACGCUGCAUGGAGCGUUACAUGGUCUACUCUGAGCGCUUUCUGGAAAAACAAAAAGCUGAGCAACAGAUGCAGCCGAGUCGCAGCAGCCCUCUGAGCUACGGGGUGAUUCAGCUGUUCACCUCUGUCUUCAUGCUGCUGUCCAGCAUGCUCCUUCUCCAGUGAGAGCCAUAAAGGGAUUUCUACUUCCUCUAUUAUAUCUGCACCUCCACUUCCUACUAAUGUAUAUUAUCUCCAUUAUACAAACCAUAGCUGUAUAUUUUGCUAGCUCCUUGGGUCACACUGGAUUAGUCAUUUAUUAUCACUGGAGGAAUCGUGCAAAAAGUAACAACAUGUGUAAAGCAGCCAGUUUUAAGAGGCAGCAGUCAUUUAAAAAUGUAGUUAGACAUGCUGCUGCACUUGUUUAGUUUGUUUUUGAAUUUGUUUAGCAUCUCUGUUAUUUUUCACUUUUCUACUCCACAUUACUGAGCACUGGAUUCAUAGAAAAGACAUUCAGGUUACUUAAGUUCAGUUUUUCUGACAACAGAUGUGUAAAAUAGGAAUGUUACAUUAAGAGUUUUAUAUUUACGUGCAGACACAUCAAACUAACAUCACUCCACCGUUCAUUUAUCCUUUUCAUCUGUACUGGACAAGUCACUAGACUGAUUUUACAAUUGGUUAAAUGGGCUAAAAAUGAAAUAUGAAAAGUGCCACUAAUAAAUUUGGAUUUAAGUAAACAGAAGUAUACAAAGUUGACCCAUAAUUAGUUGAAGACCAGUUGUCAGUAUAUUUUAAGAAAUUUUACUUAAUCCCAUGUUAAAAAAAAAAAGAGCAAAUUUCAGGUGUUUUGAUCUCUUCCAAAUAAUCGAGUUUGGAAAUAGGAACAAAAUGAAAGAUAACCGCCCCCUCCAAACAAAGGUGCUAAAAGAAGUAAAAGAACUUUACUUACACUUUCAGGGAAGCUACUAAUGAGAAACAACAUAUAAAUGUAUUCACUCCACAAUGUAGUUUUCCAGUGGUUUGCUGCAAAUGAUGAUUAAUCUGUGGUGAUGGUUCUGCUCUGCACUGUUUAAUGGUCAUGAGAUGAGACGUUCACAUUUUAGUACUAAUUCUUGGCCUUAAUGGUGUUUACACACUGGAAAAUAGGAUAAGCAUUUCCGAAGAUAAGAUAAGACUUUUUUGAUCCAACGCAGGGGAAAUUCACUCGUUACAGUGGCUCACGAUAUACAAAGUGGAGAAUGAAAUACUUGGUUACAGUAGCUCAGUAGGUAGAGUGGGCUCCCCAUAUGCAAAGGCUGAGCCCUUGCCGCAUGCGACCCAGGGUUCGACAUGCAAACAACAUGCAGCCGUUUGCUACGUCAUUCCCCCUCUCUCAAAAACUAUAGCCCAAAAAACAUCUUAAUCUAAAAAGUGGAUAAAAUACUCAUAAAUAAAUAGUUGGCUCAGGAGGUAGAGAGAGCUCUCCAUGUCCGCAACGCUGAGUCCUUCCUGCAGCGAUCUGUUCCAACUCCGUCCUGUGGUCCAUGGGCGUUUCCUUUGCUCUCUCGCUCUCUGCUUUCCCAUCUGUCUUCAGCUGUCUAGCCGUAAACAGCCAUAAAUCCCAUAAAUCCUUAUUCAGUCAGUGACCUUACAUCAAUUAAACAAAGUGGGGAAUCUUGGAGGCCAUUUCCCUGCUGAUGGUUUAAUAUCCCCACAAUAAACAGCUAAACAUUUGUAUGAAAAACUAGGUACAGAAUAGUCCUACUCCUCCUCAGGUACAUGAUACUAACACAUUAUUAGCUGCCUGUAUAACCCUGGAUUGCAUGUAGUAGCUCUUGACAGUAAAGGGUGCAUCGAAGUCGUCGUGUCCUUUGAUUUGCAGCAAAUGGUGCAUGUGGUGUAGUGGCGUCAGUACCUUGCCUGCAGCUGUUUCAGAACAAUAAGUGCAUUUGUUGACAAUAGCGCCUGAUGCUUUUGGUCUGUGUUGCGCUGGCUCGGUGAAAGCUGGAGUUCACAACAAUUCAAGAUUUUAACCGUAAAAUUGUCGCAUCCCAGCUCUAUAUCUGCUUUAUUUCUGUCGCUCAUCACACACACUGUCUUUGUGUGGCAUCUAUCAUCAGUCAGCCUAGAUUAAAACUGGAAGUGGAAGCACUGGCACUGGCUUAAAACUGCCUGGAAGUUACAGAGAGCAGCCACGUCGAAUAGUGUUGUCGAGGAUAGAUUUGUUCCCGCCUUGAGCUGAUCAGUUUGACGUCUUCCUCUCAUCACUUGACUCUUCCCCUAGCACAGUGAGAUAGUCAUUGGUCAGGUGUUGGCAGGUCUGUAAAUGUUUGCUUCUUUUGAGCAGUUUUCUGAGUCAGUUUAAUGGACUUUAAACUCCCAGUAAGUUUGUGGGGUUAUGUAUAGUGAAGUUUAUCUUUUGUGUUUGGAAUAUUUUACUAUCCCAGCUUAGAUUUUUAUUUUAUCUGACUGUUUUAAUUGUUAUUUUCCCUCUAUGUUUGUAACUUUGCACUUUGUAACUGUGUUUCUAAGAAUGACACAUACGUUUGCAGGCUGUCAGUGAUCUAUUUUCAAGUAAAUAUUCAGUUUAAAGAAAAAAAAAACUACUGCCUACUGUUAAUUUCUGUUUUUUUUGACAGUGUACUGGUAAAAAUAUUCAGUUUGUAAUAAUUUAUAUGUAAAAUCAAAAUGAAAAAGUGUAGUACUGUCCAAAUUCUCACGAAACAGCCUGUGCAUUAUACCAGGAAGUGAUUUCCAUCAUGAUGGCUCUAUUCGGCUUUGUUCGUGUCCAGCCAGUCUUCACAUUUCUCUUUUAUCUCCCAGUAAAUUGAUUUUUCACAUUACACACAGGGACUUCCUGUUCAUCGUUGUUCCUAGCAAAAUGUUUUAAAUCGACUGACUUUUUCAAACCAUUUAGGCUGUCAAAUAUCUAAGUGCAGUUAUCUAUGUUAGGAUUAGAUAUUCUGUAACUGUGUCAUGGAGCAUAUAUUGUUCAUACUCCAUGGGUUUUGACCUGCAAUUGUAAACACUUUGGGUUACUCAUCGUAAUAUUACUAAUAUGAUACAGUAUGUCAUGAAUGUUUAUGUGAUAAAUAAAAUCAGUCACAAAAUGUU
Molecule: messenger RNA, 4494 nt
Organism: Larimichthys crocea (large yellow croaker)
Lineage: Eukaryota; Metazoa; Chordata; Actinopteri; Sciaenidae
Gene: prnpb
Product: prion protein b
Exons: 2
Coding region: 151-1587 (478 amino acids)
Biological process (GO): protein homooligomerization
Cellular component (GO): membrane
Source: RefSeq, a predicted model, not a curated record